UUACACUUCAUGAUCUCAACCAAAUACAACUUUUUCCAUGAUCUCUGGACUUGCACGAGCAAUCGACCUUAUUCAAACACUGGUUUCGAUUUGAUAUGGAUCAGGACCUUUGAUGUACGUACAUUGCAUGUUUAUAGUAUUAUCAUUUAGAUUAUAUAAUCUAUAUUUGUUUUAAUCUCAAAGAUUUGUGAUAAAUCAAUAAGUGACGAUAAUAUCUCAAAGUGAUGGAUCACUGCCACCAAUUAGAGAAACGUACCAUUGCCAUCAAUUGAUGGUCUCUUUUUCAAAGUCUUUUUUUCGUGGGGAUUCAAAGAGACAUAAGAAUAUACAUUUUCUACUUUCUUCGUUCGGAAAUACACGGUUUGGAUUUGUAUAGAAUUGUUUGUUUCAUCAGAUUGAAUCCUAUAGAAAUUAAAAGGUUAGAGAAUUUAAUGUGAAGAAAAACGGGGACCAAAUUUUGGGGAACGCCAUGGACGUGUCAGCGUCAUCUUCGGCCAAUUACCGUUACACAAACAUCGCCUACUUGACUGCCUUGCCGAGGGGUCGGUUAACAUUGACAGCCGCAGAUCUCUAUACCGUCUCCCGUGCUCCUCCAACGGCUAUCUCCUCGAGCCCAGACCCCAAUGCCGUUGCACCCUUAGCCGCACUCCAUCCUCCCCGAUCGCCGCCGGCCGCCGCCGCCGCCAUGUCCAGGCCAUCAAAGACAUCCUCCGCCACGUCCCAGCCUAGGAGGGCCUCCCCUUCGCCGACCCCUUCCCCGGCCACGGCACCCAAGUCCAAGGCCAAGACCCUCGCUGGUAGCGGUACCCAACGCCGCCGCAGCCCCCUUUCGGACCUCAACUCCGGGGACGCCUCCGCCGCGCGGACCGGCUGCUUCCGCUUCCUCCUCUCCUCCAACAACAAAUCCGGGUCCAAGACCCGAUGCGCGUCCACGCCGAGGACGACCCCCGCGACGUCCGGCCCCAAGCUCCGCCCGGCGAGCAAGACGCAGCGGGCGGCCGGCGCGGGCCGUUUGCCAGAUCAGGAAUCGACGACCAAGACGGAUCCAUGGCCCGGACGGGAGCCCAGAGGCAGGAGGCAGGAGCCGAUCGGUGGUGGUCGGAUCAGGAGGUUGGAGGAGCCGGCCAGGAAGCAUCAGGGGCUGGCGAGGAGGCAGCAGCACCACCUCGAGGCCCUGACGCCGGAGAGGAAAGCGGGCGCGAGGUCUAACACGCCGUCGUCCGGGGCGACGCCGCCGAUCCACGCGUCGAUCUCGCCGGAGGUGGUGGCCUGCGGGGCGGCGACGCCCGCGUGCUUCGCGGCUGGGCACCACGUCCUGCCCGGCGUCCGGGACCGGCGGAAAUGCCGGGCGAGGGGCAUCCUUGACAUCGCUGGGGAGGGUACGAGCGAGGAGCUCGACUCCGCGCCGUCCAGGGCGUCGAUCCACUGGUUAUCCUCCUCGCUGUCGGAGGAGGCCGGGACGUGUUCGACGAAAUGCGGAAACGAAGAUCCCGUCAUCUGGCUGCCGUCUCCACGUGAUGAAGGCGUGGCGUGUUUGCUUGAGGACGAGAUCUUCGUGCCGGGAUGCUCGUUGGAGGAUGCGUUCUGGCGAUUCUCCCCUGACUGCACGGGAUUGUUGGGCUCGCCGGUGCUUGGCGGUCAACUUGACUUUGGCACUCCGGCAUCGGAGAUCUCUGAGACGACACCGUCAUCUGGAUUUCUUCCCGUGCUGAAGACACCGAGCACUGGUGACAGCAUCAGCCCCUUCUCUCUUAUUGUCAAGAGGGCAUCACAUUCCUCUAGACUAAGUUCUUUAUGUGCCCAGCAAGGUCAGGGCAGCUAUCACUGUGGCUCGGCUACGGAUCCGACAUCAAUUUCUAGUGAGUCAUGGACUGAAAAUGCCAGCAUAGGCAAUUGCUCAGGGUUGGCGAGGGCUAGUAGUCGCCCUAUGACGAGGAUGGAUCCAGUGGUAGAAUGUCUUGAAAUGAUGAGUUUGUCCCCAAGGCUUGGGGAUGCUGAUUAUGAUGAAAGUCGUGCUCUGCCUGCACCAUUGCCUGAGCUCAGCUUCCAGUUUGCCGGUGCUCCAACACCUCUGGAGUCCAUAGACUUGAGUUCUUUCAAGAGAUCUCCUUAUGACACAGAAUUGAAGGGGAAGGAGACGAGUUCUCGGAAACCAGUCUCGAUGGAGACUCGGAUCUCUUGGCGAGAAGGGCUAGUUAGCAGAAUGUUUGAUAUGGGUGACUUGGACUGCUGCAAAUGGAUGUCUGAUGACGAGGAGGGACCAAUUAUCCUGGGCAAUGCCGAGGCGUUGGGUAAAACCAAGUUUCAGCCAAUCAGUGCUUCUUGCCCCCAUGAGGGCGGCGAACAAUCGGGCUUCGGCUCUGUUGAGUUCAGUUGCAAUGGUGGUCUACUAAAUUAUGACAGUAAGACUCCUCCAUACCCUGUUUCAGUUGCAGAGUCUAUGAGAGCAGAAGGAUUCGAGCUUGUCUCGUCCGAUGACUCAGAUUGGACUCUCUUGUACAAGAAUGGCUUGUUUGAAACAUGAGGUUAUCUGAAGUGAAACAGGGUUAUCCUUGUUUAGAGAUUAUGUACAAGCUGUAUCAUUUUUAUUUUUUGAGAAUCAUUAGAACCAUGGCAAAUACAGGAUUUUGAGAUCUUUUGUUUGCCCCAGCCUUGUACUUAUUUCGGUGGUACAUGUAAAUUAUGUUGGUAGAUGGACUUGUUUCUUGAAUAAUAACUCCAGGUUCAGUUUUAA
Messenger RNA from Brachypodium distachyon (stiff brome), 2734 nucleotides. RefSeq lists its product as uncharacterized. The coding region runs from base 470 to 2524 and encodes 684 amino acids. The record is from RefSeq and is a predicted model, not a curated record. The transcript has a single exon. Lineage: Eukaryota; Viridiplantae; Streptophyta; Magnoliopsida; Poales; Poaceae.